Purpureocillium lilacinum is the source of this 1053-nucleotide messenger RNA. RefSeq lists its product as uncharacterized. NCBI's taxonomy places the organism in Eukaryota, Fungi, Ascomycota, Sordariomycetes, Hypocreales, Ophiocordycipitaceae. The record is from RefSeq and is a predicted model, not a curated record.
AUGAGUGGGAUCGAUCUUGCCGUGUUGUAUUUCGGCCUGUUUCUAGGCAUCUUCCCAUUUACUCUGGUCAAGGUCGCCGAGCAGACUCGUAAAAUUCUUUCGCGAUCACGAGGUCUUCACAAUGCGUACCUCUAUAUGAUCUGGGUUGAGGCGCUGGUCAACCUUGUCUUUGCUCUCGUCACGUUUCUCUACUUAAAGGGAGUCAUCCCUGGCACUACUGCCUUCUAUUGUGGCACUGUGUUACUAUGGGCUGUUCAGACACAGCUUCUCUCUCAGAUUAUCGCCAAUCGAGUCUCGCUCAUCAUGGUCCACAAGCACAAGGCAAGGUGGCUCAAGAUUGGGCUUUUCGUAUCGAUCACCUGCGUCAACAUUGUCGUGUGGGUAAUCUGGGUCAGAGCGCACGAACCUUACGCCACCCCAUUUGACGUCGAGCUCAACGAUUACUUCGAAAAGACUGAGAAGUCGUUUUUCCUCAUCAUAGACUUGGGACUCAACAUGCUGUUCUUAUACUUGGUUCGAUUCCGCUUAAUUGCGUCCGGGUUAAGCAAAUACUGGCGGCUCUUCAAGUUCAACAUCGGCAUGGUGGCCCUGUCCACCUCCAUGGACAUUCUCCUUCUCGGUUUCCUGAGCUUGCCUGAUCCAUACCUUUACGUGCAGUUUGCCCCAGUGGCCUACAUCGUCAAGUUAUACAUCGAGCUCACCAUGGCCUCGCUCAUCGCAAAGAUUGUGCGCAGCGGCACAAACGACAGAAGUGGUGGCUAUGGUCACCAUUCGUCGGGAGUCCGUCGCAAGAGUCAUGGUAACUACACAACGUUCCCGGGACCGGGAUCCCACAACGGCACUCUGGCCGGAGAGGGUGAGGAUGCGAAUUUUGGACACGAAGUCGAGAUCAACAAGGGAAGUUCGGGGUCAGAUAUUCAUCUUGCAACGUAUCCUGCCGACGACGGGAUCGUGAAGACUGUCACAACAGUGGUGGUGACUGAGAAUGAUAAGGAGCAUGGCAGCACAACAUCGGGGCCGAGUGACCGCGAGCAUCCCCGGGACAUGUGCUGA